AUGGCCAACGGGGUCGGCCACGGUGGCGAAGAUGACGAGGCGAUGGAAGCUGAUGGUUCACCACGGCACAGAGACGGUGUGGAAGACGAUGGUUUGCACGGCAACGACAGUGGAGCAUGGCUUGGAAGGAAGGAGGAGAUGGAGAGAAUCCGUGAAUCGCCACGUGAUCGAGCAUCCACACGCCUCGAAAGGUCUACAGAGUAUAAGAUACGAAAGAAAUCGAAGUCGUCGUCAACCCGCGAUGAAUCCAAUCCCCAUAUAAAAAAAAGAGCUUUCGAAUUUCAAACCACAGAGCAGCCGGCUGCACAGCUUGAGUCUCCAGCCUCUCCAAAUCUGAAACGAGAAACCUUUAGAGUCCAUUUCCAGUUGAGUAUGGUUUUUCAACAAGCAAUUCUUGCAAUAAUCACCACUAUCUCGAUCAUCUCUCUAGCAGAAGCUCAUGAUGCCGCGAAGUGCAACCAAUCAUGUGGAACUGGAAGAUCUGCCAAGCAUGUGAAUUUCCCAUUUGGAUUCUCCAGCCAUUGCGAAAUCCAGCUCAGCUGCGCCAACAACUCCGAGAUCAGAAUCGGGGAAUUUCGAGUCCUGAACUUGACCGCAUAUAGCAUAAUCAUCGACCUCCCAGCGAAAUGCUACCGCCCAGUCGCUUCGAUCAAGUCUCUUUUUAGCAAAAAUUAUGCACCCACUUGGACAAAUGGCUUUCUAUUCCAGGAAUGCAAAGGCCCUUUGAGUGGAUGCCUCGUGCCGGCAAGUUUUGUGAAAAACCCAUUCGAGAACGUGAGCUGCCGAGGAGAAAACAUAACGUGUUACUCGAAAGAGAGUAAGGAGGGGGUUGAUUUGAUUGCAUAUGAGAAAUUGAAUAGUAUAGGUUGUAAGUUCUUGUUCUCUUCCAUUGCUGCUGUUGACCCGGAGAAGAACUCCCUCAAGGUUCAAGCUCUGGAGUUGGGAUGGUGGCUCAAUGGGUCAUGUAAUUGCUCAGAUAAUGCGACUUGCAAGAAUGUUUCUCUUGCUAAUGGUGGUUCAGGGUUCAGGUGUGAGUGUGAUCCUGGUUUUGAUGGUGAUGGCUUCGUCCACGGUGAAGGUUGCCGGAGAGCUUCAAGUUGUGGCAUUUCAAAGUACUUCUCCAGGGGCUGCGGAGGAAGUACAAGAGUCGGCAUACUCAUUGGAGGGCUUACUGCUGGAGCUUCCUUAAUGGUUGCUCUUGCUGUCAUCUGUUUCUUUGCACAUCGCCGGUCCACUGCUCUGCGGAACCGGAUGAGUGCGAAGCGCCUUCUCUGCGAAACAGCCGGCAACUCCAGUCUUCCCUUGUACCAGUACAAAGACAUCGCAAGAGCCACCGAUGGAUUCUCCGAGAGACAGAGGCUGGGUACCGGGGCCUACGGCACAGUCUAUGCCGGAAAGCUCCACAACGACGAAUUGGUCGCUAUUAAGAAGAUCCGGCACAGGGAUACGGAUAGCAUUGACCAAGUCAUGAAUGAAAUCAAGCUCCUAUCGUCCGUGAGUCAUCCCAAUCUUGUCCGUCUCUUGGGUUGCUGCAUUGAGCAGGGUGAACAGAUCCUUGUUUACGAGUACAUGCAAAACGGAACAUUGUCUCAGCAUUUACAAAGAGAGAGAGGGAAAGGACUUCCUUGGACGAUAAGGCUCACCAUCGCGGCCGAAACUGCUCGUGCCAUUGCCUAUCUCCAUUCAGCUGUGAACCCGCCCAUCUAUCAUAGAGACAUCAAGUCUAGCAACAUACUCUUGGAUUACCACUAUAGAUCCAAAGUAGCAGAUUUUGGCCUUUCCAGGCUCGGAAUGACGGAGACUGGGGAUUCCCACAUCUCCACUGCCCCACAAGGGACUCCGGGCUACCUCGAUCCUCAAUAUCAUCAAAAUUUCCAUCUUUCUGACAAGAGCGAUGUCUACAGUUUUGGGGUGGUCCUUGUGGAGAUCAUAACCGCACUAAAAGUGGUGGAUUUCUCCCGACCCCACAGCGAGGUGAACUUGGCUGCACUGGCUGUUGAUAGGAUAGGUAGAGGUUGCGUGGAUGAUAUCAUUGACCCGUUCCUCGACCCACAACGGGAUGCAUGGACGCUCUCCUCCAUUCAUAAGGUGGCCGAGCUGGCUUUUCGAUGCCUCGCGUUUCACAAGGACAUGAGGCCUUCCAUGAUAGAAGUUGCCGAGGAACUCGAGCAGAUAAGGCUCAGUGGGUGGGCGCCGCUAGAAGAGGACAUAUUCGCAGCGUCCUCGGUGGCAUCCUCUUGUUCCUCGCCGUAUAACGGGAGCGAGAGGUCCUUUGGUGGCAUGUCGACGAAGAGAGCGCCCGCGAGUCAACGUCUGGUUGGGACGCCUAGGGCGGCCGAUUCUCUGGGCUCGGUGGAGGAGUUGAAGGACUCUUCACCGGUGUCGAUUCAGGAAUCUUGGUUGAGCGAACAGAGCUCGCCUUCGACCACCAGCUUGCUAAGUAACGUGGUUCGAGAAUUUGGUGUCAAGGAGAGCCAUACGGGCAACUACAAGAAGACCCUUUCUGCCAUGGAAUGUUUAGAGCAAGGCGAAUUGCUGAGUAUAAUCCUGAGAAUGCCACCGUUGCACAAACUCAAGUGGUAUCUGAAGAUUAACAAGCCCCGGUCUUACUCUUCACCCCAUGGAAAAACCCUAAACCCUAAUCAAACAUCGUGCAUCUGCAGAUCGGUGGGCGUGUGCAAAGCAAGCGUCAUUCUCUUCUCCUUCCAGUCCCUGAUCGGCUCGAGAAGGAGGAAGAAGAUGCCUCCCAAAGCCAAAAGGCGCCGCCUUUCGUCGUCCUCUCGCCCUCGGACGUUCUCGCCCUUCGCUCGUUCCCUCGCUCUCGCCGCCUCCGCGAGCUCGAGGGGCAAGCAGGAUGAUGCCCACGAGUCCAAUUGCCGCACAGGCGCUCCUGAUAAUGGGUUUGGCAAGAAUGCUCAGAAAGAGAAGGUUAGACAGACCGAAUCCUCUGACGAGGAGAGCACGCAUUCCCAGUCUUCUGAUGGUGGUGGUGAUGAUGAUGAAAUUGAAGGGGUCGUUCAAGCUGAUUUUGCCUUUUUCGACCCGAAACCGAGCGAUUUUCAUGGGGUGAAGAUUCUGCUACAGAACUACCUUGGUGAUGAGGAAUGGGACUUGAGUGGCUUUGUAGACUUGAUAUUGGGACAGACAACAGUGGGGACUGUCGUUAAGAUAGAGGGUGCCGAAGAUGAUGGACUUUUCUCCGUUGUUUCCGCACUUAACCUGGACAGAUAUAAGGAUCAUAAAUGUAUUGUCGAGCUGAAGGAGUACCUCCUUAAAGUGUGCCCAGAGAACGAUGUGAUAAGCGAUCUCAGAGCACUUUUGAAGGAGCAAGCACAGCAUACUGGUCUUUUGGUAUCUCAGCACGUGAUGAAUUUUCCUCCCCAGCUUGUGCCACCUCUCUAUGAUGCACUCUUUGAUGAAGUCUCAUGGGCUACGGAAGAUGAGCCCACUGAGGAGCUUAGGAACUCUUUCAAGUUUAGUAAUUAUUUACUAGUGAGCAAAAUUUAUAAGCUAAAGAAUGGUUCCAAGAAAAGUAAACAAAACAGCAAUCGUGACAAAGAUGCAGAUAUUUUAUUCAGUAAGCUCGAAGAUGAAAUUUUUUAUAAGCUCAGCUCGUGGUCCUUCAGUUUUCCUUUGCAAGCUCCGCCAGUUACAAAUCAUGAGCUUAAGAAUUACCAGUUGACAGGGUUAGUCAUGGCAGUAAAAGCAGAGAAAGUUACGCAAUUCCGCGAAGAGUUGAAAUCUAUGAUUGAUGAGUCUUGAGACUGCGAAAAGAAUGGCAUUUUACAUCGUGGCAGGUUUCAUGAUCCAUCGUAUCUUAUCACAACUAAGAUGUCCAUAAGAUAUUAUAUACAUCGCAUGGGGAAAGAUGCAACUGGGCAUGACAAAUAUAUUCACUUUCUGCAAUCCAGAUGGAUAUGAAGGUUUUUCUCUCUUUGAGGUUGGACUCCCUUGUAACUUCAUCUCGCUUCUGUAUGCUUUUCACCUUUGGCUGAAUAUGUUUGCUUUUGCAAGUGCUUCACAAUGGCUUAUAGGCGACUCUUGGUUGAAGGUUAAUAUGGAAAAAUCUGCUCCUACAUCUACUUUUAGGCAGGCAAAGCAAUUUGACAA
Syzygium oleosum is the source of this 4110-nucleotide messenger RNA. RefSeq names its product wall-associated receptor kinase-like 14. The transcript is spliced from 15 exons. The coding region runs from base 1 to 3762 and encodes 1253 amino acids. Gene Ontology annotation, molecular function: protein kinase activity; ATP binding. Lineage: Eukaryota; Viridiplantae; Streptophyta; Magnoliopsida; Myrtales; Myrtaceae. Gene Ontology annotation, biological process: protein phosphorylation. The record is from RefSeq and is a predicted model, not a curated record.